Messenger RNA from Prunus mume (Japanese apricot), 1356 nucleotides. RefSeq names its product wall-associated receptor kinase 1-like. Gene Ontology annotation, biological process: cell surface receptor signaling pathway; protein phosphorylation. The record is from RefSeq and is a predicted model, not a curated record. NCBI's taxonomy places the organism in Eukaryota, Viridiplantae, Streptophyta, Magnoliopsida, Rosales, Rosaceae. Gene Ontology annotation, molecular function: ATP binding; protein serine/threonine kinase activity. Gene Ontology annotation, cellular component: plasma membrane.
AUGGAAGGUGGGUUAAUUUACUCCGGAAAAGGGUACAGAAACGAAAGGCUGGCCGCCCUGAUGAGUUUCGUCAAAAGCAUGAACAUUUCCCUUAAAAUUUCAUUGGGUAUCUGUGUAAGCUUCUUUACUAUACUGGUUGGAAUUCUUUUGAUACUUAGUAUGUCUAAGCUUCGUUAUUAUCCGUGUAAGAUAAUCGAGUUGCUAAAACGCAUUGCAACAUCACAACACAUACUGGCUAUACAUAAUAAUAAUGCACCUUCCAAGUUAGCACCCAGAAAGUUUUCUGCACGAGAAAUUUCUUGGGCGACAGAUGAUUUCUACGGCGGCAGAUUCAUUCGCAGAGGAGGCAAAGGAAUAGUUUACAAAGGAGUUCUACAAGAUAAAAGCGUGGUGUCCAUAAAGAAGUUCAAGUCAGAAGUACCUAGUAGAAUUGUCUCUAAAAUCUUUGUUAACGAGGUGACUAUUCUUUCCCAGAUUAAACACAGACAUAUUGUGAGGCUAUUAGGUUAUUGUGCAGAUCUGGGAGAAGAAACCCUAGUUUGCGAGUUCAUCAACAAUGGCACUCUUUACGAGCACAUUCAUGAAAAAAGCGAAGGAUCAUCAACACUCUCAUUCCAAUUGCGAAUGAAGAUAGCAGUAGAAAUCUCAGCUGCACUAGAAUACUUGCACUCCUCCUCUACUUCCAAGAAUUUAUCAAUCGUACAUCUAAACGUGAAUUCAAAAAGAAUACUAUUAGAUAAGAAUUACAGGGCAAGAUUGGCCAACUUUAGAGAGGCAAAAGUGAUUCCUCAAGAUCAAACUCAAAUACAAGGUACCCUGCGAGGUUUAGCCGGAUACUUAGACCCUGAAAGUAAAAAAUCAAAGAAGUUGUCAACAAAGAAUGACGUCUAUAGCUUUGGAGUGGUCCUAGUUGAGCUACUGACAAGCCAGAAAGCAUUUUGUGGUGAAAAGCCUAAGGGACAGAGAGGCCUAGCAAAGUUAUUUGCUCGUUCAGUGGAAGAGGGUCGCUGGGAUCAAAUUCUUGAUCGUAAAAUAAUCAAGGAGGAAAAUUUGGAGACAGCCAAGAAAGUGGUUGAUCUCGCAAAAAGCUGUUUAGGGUUACAAAAUGAAAGGCCUUCCAUGAGAGAAGUAGCCUUGAAGCUCGAGGUUAUGGCAUGGGAUUAUUCAGCUGCUAAGGGACUGGCUAAGUUGAAUUUCUCUCCAUCUCCCAAAGAGACGGACGAGUUGCUUGGGUCACCUUCAAACGCUCAACUUCUUCAUGUCAGACGUGAACACGAUGAAUCUUUUGGCCGUGCAGAGUUAUACGACGACAGCAGCUUGCAAAAUGAAAUCGAAAUUAAUGUCGAACUCGUAUGA